ACCAAAGGGAAAAGUUGGUAGCGGCUACGGCGACAUAAAAUUGUCGCACCACAGGAAACGGAAGUGUGUACUUUGAGCAUAACAAUUGAAGUUUGUAAUCGCGACGUUUUUUGAGUUGGCUGUUGUUUUUAUACGCUUUUGAGGCGACGGUGAUGUCUGUUUAGUUCCCCAACGCUUGGACUAUUAAAGAUGACCAAAGAAAAGCGACACAGGAGAAGGGAAUCUCCGGAGCGGGAGCCCAAAGUGAAGAUAAAGCAGGAGAGAGUGAGCCCUGUAAGGCCACAGAGAGCACGCCGCUCCAGGUCCAGAUCCAGCGGACACUCAAGUCCACAGCGGAGAAGAGCCAGCAGGUCACCAGCCAGGACGCGGGACCGUUCGCCGGCUAGAAGAGAGACAUCUCCCGCUGAAGGAGGCAGCAGAUCACCAAGAAACAGAAGGAGUCGCAGUCCUCCCCAUCGUGGUGCUGAUGUCAAGAUAAAACGGGAGCGAGAGGAGCAUCGGGCUGGUGGCGAUGAGCGGAGGAGAAGAAACGAGCAGCCGGAGGAGAGGCGGAGCAGGUGGGAAUCAGACCGACCGCGGGAGAGAGACCAAGGCAGAGAGAGACACAGGGAGCGAGGCGCCCUCGGCUCCCAACAAGCCGAGAGACAGCAGCACGACGAGCGGCGCCGAGAAAACCGCCAGCGGCGCGAAGACAACCAAGAGCAGGACUUUGGACAGUCUGAAGACGGGAAUGAUGAACCACCUGCUGAGAAAGAGAAGCCCAACUUCGGACUGUCGGGCGCUCUGACAGAAGAUACAAACACAUUCCGCGGCGUGGUGAUCAAGUACAACGAGCCACCCGAGGCGCGUAUUCCCAAGCGCAGAUGGCGACUGUACCCUUUCAAGAAUGAUGAACCCCUCCCAGUCAUGUACAUCCACAGACAGAGUGCCUAUUUGUUGGGGCGGCAGAGGAAAAUUGCUGAUAUUCCCAUCGACCACCCAUCCUGCUCCAAGCAGCAUGCAGUAUUCCAGUACAGACUGAUGGAGUUUACACGUAAAGACGGCACCUCCGGCCGCAGGGUGAGGCCUUACAUCAUCGACCUGGGCUCCGGCAACGGCACCUACCUGAACAACCAGCGCAUCGAGGCCCAGCGCUACUACGAGCUCAAAGAAAAGGACGUGAUCAAGUUCGGCUUCAGCAGCCGCGAGUACGUCCUCCUGCACGAGUUCUCAGACACCAGCGAGGUGGACGCCAAGAUGCAGGAGGAGGAGGAAGAAGACGAGGGCCUCGACGAGUAAAAUCGCGCCCACGAACUGUAUCGCCCCGAGUUAAUUUAGAUUAGGCAACAUCACCAUCACUGUUCAACAAAUAGCCGUUUCAGCAAGGAACGGAACAAUGAACUGAAGUGGUAAACGUGGGACUUUCUAAUAUAACGGAACAAAGGCUGGUUUGUAUAUUCUGUAAGUACCGAACUAUUGCUUAAACCUGCCACAACUGUCUCAAAGAAGACUUCCUAUUCUCAGGUUGUUUGUGUAAUGUCUGUGUGAUGAACGACUCAUCUCCCAUCUGACAGUCCUCACAAUACAAAGUGCUCAGUGCCAGAUGAAGAUAUCUUGCUCAACACAAUAGUUUAAUUAUAUAUUUUUGGAUCACAGCACUGAGUACAUAGUUUAGCAGAAAGAACUAAUGUCUCGUCUCUGUCCGGGCCGUACGUGUCGAUGUACAAUACGUGGAAUGUGAACUCUGGAUUCAUGUCUAAUAAGCUUAUCGCUUAUUGUCGGAGUAAAACUUUACAGACAUUGUAAUGUCGUUGCCUUUUUGCUUUGUAGUGCAGGGAAAACUAGUCGAUGCUGUUGUGUGUUUCCUUGCACCAACGCUGUGUGUAUUUACAGACUUCCUCUUUUUAUUUUUGUCUCUUCUGAAGCCAACAGCAUUCAUAGUUAAUUUCCAUUCAUGUACUGUUAAUAAAGACAGUGAAAAUUUG
Centropristis striata (black sea bass) is the source of this 1964-nucleotide messenger RNA. RefSeq names its product Smad nuclear interacting protein (gene snip1). Gene Ontology annotation, biological process: miRNA processing. Gene Ontology annotation, cellular component: nucleus. The transcript is spliced from 4 exons. The record is from RefSeq and is a predicted model, not a curated record. Lineage: Eukaryota; Metazoa; Chordata; Actinopteri; Perciformes; Serranidae. Gene Ontology annotation, molecular function: protein binding; mRNA binding. The coding region runs from base 190 to 1278 and encodes 362 amino acids.